Lineus longissimus is the source of this 3072-nucleotide messenger RNA. RefSeq names its product multidrug and toxin extrusion protein 1-like. Gene Ontology annotation, biological process: xenobiotic detoxification by transmembrane export across the plasma membrane. The transcript has 19 exons. Gene Ontology annotation, cellular component: membrane. The record is from RefSeq and is a predicted model, not a curated record. Bases 223 to 2010 code for a protein of 595 amino acids. NCBI's taxonomy places the organism in Eukaryota, Metazoa, Nemertea, Pilidiophora, Heteronemertea, Lineidae. Gene Ontology annotation, molecular function: xenobiotic transmembrane transporter activity; antiporter activity.
CGAAGGAGGGUCAAUGUCAGUUUAGAUAAACAAUCUUUCACCUUUGUUAAGGUAUGUUAUUUAUUUGUCACACUAUAAUUGUACUACGAUUUCAUGUGUGGUGUGUGUCUCACUGUCUGACAAGUAUCAUUUACCACGAGGCAAUAUAGCAUUGUAAACAUUUAGAGUUAGGAUAUUUUUUGUUAAAUCUUUGGGAAGCAGGAGGCAAGAAAAGGUCAUAUCAUGGGUCUUCCAAAGGUGCCACACUGGUUUAAGGAUGAACUAAGGGAGGUCUUCAGUCUUACAUGGACUAUGAUGGUGAUCUCGUUAUUCUCGAACCUGAUGGGACCAAUCAGCAUCGCAUUCUGUGGUCAUCUCGGCACCAAACAACUGGACGGAGUCGCCCUGGCUAAUACGCUGAUCAAUGUUUCGGGAGUUUCUAUCAGUCUCGGCCUUUCAACAGCAUGCGACACAUUCUUCUCUCAGUCGUUUGGAAGUCCGAAUAAAAAGAUGGUCGGUGUUUAUCUUCAAAGAGCAAUAUUGGUUUUCUCACUCUUCCUCUUCCCUUGCUGGGCUUUUCAAAUCAACACAGAGAGUUUCCUGAUACUUCUUGGUCAGGACAGAGAAAUAGCCAAAAUAGCCGGCCAAUACAUGCUUAUAUUCACGCCUGGUUUAAUUGGUAUUUUUAUGCAGAAUGUCCUACUCAGAUACCUCAGAGCACAGAAUAUCCUCUGGCCGACCAUGAUUAUCGGCUGUCUCGGCGUAGCAGUCAACGCCCUUUCACACUAUCUCCUCGUCCUCGUCGCUGAAAUGGGAACCGACGGGUCUGCCAUAUCUCAAGUGUUAGCCUUCUACAGCAUCGUCUUUGGGUGCCUGGUUUAUAUCAUUGGCUUCAAAAAAUACAAACAAACCUGGGGAGGUUGGACAUGGGAUGCGUUUCAAGAAUGGGGUUUGUUCCUUAAACUAGCACUCGGGGGAAUGUGUGCAGUUAUGAUGGAGUUCUUUAGCUUUGAAGCGGGCACGAUUCUAGCAGGGAUCUUAGGCGAGGUUCAGCUGGCCGCACAGUCGAUUAUGUUUCAGAUUGAUAUCCUUGCAUAUAUGAUUCCACUAGGGGUAGGCGUUGCAGCCAACAUCCGGGUGGGUCAGUUGCUAGGGGCCGGUGAUAAGGAACAGGUCAAAAGGGUCAUCAAAGUCGCAUACCUAUUAGUCCAUAUUUUUGUCGUAGUUGCCGCCAUUCUUAUUGUCACUCUGAGGUUUGAGAUUCCAAAGAUUUUCUCAGGCAGUCCGGCGGUCAUCGAAUACACCUCGAACCUCAUGAUUAUUACAGCCAUCUAUUUCGUUAUUGAUGGCUGCGUUGCGGUGGGUCAGGGAAUCCUAAGGGGCAGCGGACGACAAUUGACCUGCGCCUUUAUCACUCUCGUCGCAUUCUACCUAAUCGGUUUGCCAAUGGGGAUACCACUAAUGUUCCUCACUAGUAUAGAGACUGCAGGCUACUGGUGGGGUCUGGUCGCUGGUAUGCUGGUAACUGGUACUUCAUUACUAGUAAUCGUUCUCCGGACGGACUGGGACGAGAUGAUUAAACUGGCGAGGGAGAGAACAACUGUGAAAGACAGAAGUGCAGAUGAAAUUGAAGACAAUACCAUACAUGAGACAACAGCUCUUCUUGCCGACAAGCGGGAAUCAGAAGACGAAUAUCCCGGUGGAAGACACAUCGCCUACUGCGACAGGGCCGUGUCGAGCAGCGACCUGAGGAAGCCCCUCCCAACACCACACUACGAACCAUUCGGACCACAACUACUCUUCAAAAGGACUAUUUUCAUACUACUCAUGGUGUUGACACUUGCUUUAGGAAUUUUCAUCAGGUUUAACUUUUACUACCCGGACUUGCCAGCACCUAUGGAGGUUUUAUGUACCAAUGGUACAUCUAACAAUGGUACAUCUACUAAUGGUACAUCUACUAACACUACAACUACUAUUCCACUGAGUACCAUAACUUUACCAUUAUGCAAUUACACAACAGUUGUUCUGUAACUCUGCUUAUUUUUCUCUCAUCAGUCAUAUUGUAAUUGACGCUCAUUUAUUCAGAUACAGGGUGCAUUAUACAGCUCAAGAUCCUCAUUGUGAUUUGACUUUUAUGAUGCAUUUUUGGCAUUUUAUCUAAAAAAGCAUACUGCUAAUUUGAAAAAAAUACUAGUAAAAAUAUUUUGGUGGUAUUGAUGUUAUUGUUAUGACUCUUUUAGAAAUAAAGCUUUCUGAGCUUUUGAAAAACAUUUACCUGCUGAUUUUCGGUAAAGUGAAAACCCAUAGCUCUUUCAUAUUGUGAAAAACCUGGAAUGAGUUGGAUACUUUUUACUUUAAUAUUUUCUUCUUCUCUUAUUUCAUUAGAAAACUACAAUACUGAAAGUCAACAUAACCACAAAGUACUCAACAAAAUGCCCAAAGUCCAGUUUUGGUUCCAAGCAGAUCUAUCUAACAUUACGUGUCAUAUCUAUUGUUCUGUCAGUGCGAGUAAUCUUCUUAAAGACGUUUUCCUCGUUUUUUUAAACAAAAAAACAAGUGCAUGAACGUAAUCGGAUUUUGAUCCCGAGAGAGCAAGAAUGAAAGACAUUGUUGACAAAACUCCUUGUUGUUAUCCCUUUGAACCUCCGACAAUAGAAACACCCAACAACGAAACCUAAUGCGGAUUAUCACAAUUAAAACGGUCAUUAAAUGAUUGCAAGUGUUACGAUUAUUAUACAAAUCGAAAUUUUAAAGGUUUUGAUACCCCCUACCAUUCCUUUUCUGCAUUUUAAAAGACAUUAUUCUAGCUUUUAAUCUUUAAAAACCUACCGACUUUGAAAAAAAGCAGACUGAGCCAGGCCUUCAGAUUCAGAUUCGAAUGGUAAACAGCUUAACUCGGUCACGGCGGUGGGUUAAAAUCACUAUCACAGUUCUUCAAUUUGUUUCUUAUUUCAGAAACUGACUUUAUAUUAGCUAGAAGCUGCAAAUCUGUGGAGUGUACAUCCAUCUCAAUGUAUGUACAUCCAUCUAAAUGUAUGUACACCCAUCUAAAUGUAUGUACAUCCAUCUAAAUGUAUGUACACCCAUCUAAAU